Molecule: messenger RNA, 5729 nt
Organism: Pseudomyrmex gracilis
Lineage: Eukaryota; Metazoa; Arthropoda; Insecta; Hymenoptera; Formicidae
Gene: Rgl
Product: ral guanine nucleotide dissociation stimulator
Exons: 8
Coding region: 1356-3650 (764 amino acids)
Biological process (GO): Ras protein signal transduction; positive regulation of GTPase activity
Cellular component (GO): plasma membrane
Molecular function (GO): guanyl-nucleotide exchange factor activity
Source: RefSeq, a predicted model, not a curated record
UCGACUCGCGAGGGAAGCCGCGACUUCUCCUCGGCUGGCAAUUUUCCUGACGCGUCCACACGGCUCGCGCGCGUCCUGAUCCCCCCCUUACCUCCCCGUUUUUCUUUUUGCAAGCGGGUACGCAUGUAUUCGUGGCGUCUCCCGUCCCUCCACUCCUUUUCGUGCGCUCCAUUCGCAAGAGAACGGCACUCUCGGCUCGUUCGCUCGACAGAGAGAGAGAGAGAAAGAGAGAGAAGUCGCCGCCCGUCCGUUUCUCGGGUUUAUAAGCGAAACACACACGGACGCAUAAGGCACGAAGUUUUGUCGGAGCUCCGAGUAAAAUUUUUAUAGAAUCGCUCGUCGUGAAGUGAGUGAAAUUCCGAGGGUUGCUUCGUCGUAAAGGACAAAGAGAAGAGGAAGGGUAACGAAAAAGAGAGAGAGAGAGAGAGAGAAAAGAGAGUCGACGACGUGCUCCGAGGUGUCGUUGACGUUUCGUGUGUCAGUGUCCUCUCUGGUCUCUCUCGCGCUCACACCCGCCGCAUUGUCUUCCGUCCUCGUCGCUCUCGUUCCGGCCUUCGUGGAGUGCCCGUGAGAGUACACGCGCUCUGAAAGGGGGCGCUCACAAGGGAGCCCAAAGUACCUUUCAAGAGAGUGACACCGUGUAUCUCGGAACACGCGAGACACUUCUUUCCGAAGACGUUUUAUUUGUGGCGAUUAUAUCGCGGUGAGAGAUGCCGGAUGACAGGUUAGGCCAGGAGUGGCUAUCACGUCGGGAUUCCCUCGGGAUUGAUCCCGUCCGGGGGACGGAGCUUGGCGCAUAAUGACGAGCGUCAUCGGCGUGUCGUAUUGCUGCCGCUGUUGCCGCCGGAAGCGAAGCCGCGAAGAGAAGCGACGUCGUGCGCAGCAGCCCGGCGACGAAGACGACGAGUUCGAGUCCUCUAGCUCUAGCGGGAGGCUAUGAGCGCUGACAAUGGGGACGAAUCCUUGAUUUCAACGGCAGCUGUCGAAGACUCGCCUCAGCGUGUCUGAUGCGAUGAUACGCUCCUGUAUCUCGGCCGAGCAAUCGUACGCAAACAUCGUCAUCAAACAUCGACACUGAGGCGUGAUGACGCGACGUCGGCAGACGAUUUAGUUCACCGGCGACGGGGACCCGCGUAAGCUCGUCAUACCGCACCUCAGUUCCCUCGCGGAAAGAAAGGAAUAUCGUUCUUUUUGCAAGAAGGAUACUAAGACGCGAAUACAGAAAAAGAAAAAAACAGAAAGAACAGAAGGACGAAGAGGAAACUACUCUUUUUUAGUGAAGAAAGAGACAUCGAGAGGAACAUCGAAAGGGGUGAAGAGGGUAAAGAGGGGACGCAAGAGGGCAAAACACGUGGAUGCUGUGGCCGGUGUUGGGGGGUGAUGAUGGGCUAAGCCCCAUAACGUCGCCCUCACCGGCGGCAGAGGCGAACGGCGCUGUUCCCUCCGCUAAGGGGGUGAGUAAAUUGACUCCUUUGCUGCUGUGCGCCCCCUGCAAGCCCAGCCACCGGAAGAGUCAGAGCUCCACCCAGUGGUACGUGCAACAGCCUACGUGGCGUUUAUGGGGCGAGGAACGAGGCGACGGCGUUAUAUACACGGUGUACCUGAAGAAAGUCCGGUAUCAUCGGCCCACAAGGAGUCUCUCGGCAUCGGAUUCUGACGACGAGAUCUCGCACUUGGAAUGGGAGACGGUGAGGGUGCGCUUCCUAAAGGCCGGCACGGUGCAGAGGCUGGUCGAAAGCUUGGCAAACGACGACGGCGAGCUCGAGUCCACGUACAUAAACGUCUUCCUGGCGACUUAUCGGGCCUUCACGACGCCACACGAGGUCCUCGAGCUGCUGCUCGCCCGUUACGACGCUCUCGACGAGAGCGCCGGUUGCGAACAGCAUCGCAAAACGUUGGUGCAGGCGCUGCACGUGUGGCUGGACGCGUAUCCGGGUGACUGGAAGUCACCUCCCAAUCAUCCUCUUCUCAACAGGCUGCUCGAGUUCACGCAUAAACGUCUUCCUGGCUCCGAGCUCGAGCUUAAGGCCAGGCAUCGGCUACACCGUUUCCAGCGCGAGGAUCAAAUAGAUUCCUGCAUGGUCUACGACAAUGGCCGACUACCCCGUGGCUCCCCGGACCCGAUGUCGGAUCACUGGGGAAACUAUAUUUUCCCCGAGGUGCCGCAUCGUCAUUUUGCCGAGCAGCUGACCCGCAUGGACGCCGAGGUGUUUAAGAAACUCGUCGCCCAUCAAUGCCUCGGCGCCGUCUGGUCUCGUAAGGAUCGUUCCAGGAGUCAUGAGGCCGCCACAGUGGUGGCAACCGUCAAUCAGUUCAACGCCGUGUCUCUGCGAGUGAUCUCGACUAUUCUGAUCGACACGACGCUCAAGCCGCAGGAACGCGCGAGAAUACUCGAGACGUGGAUCGAUAUUGCGCAGGAGCUGCGUAUACUCAAGAAUUUCAGCAGCUUGAAGGCAAUCGUUUCCGGUUUGCAGAGCAAUCCGGUGUAUCGGCUGGAGAAGUGCUGGCAGUACAUGCCGCGUGAGAAACACGAGCUCUUUCGCGAGCUGGAGAGGAUAUUCUCGGAGGAGAACAACGCCUGGACGCAGAGGGAGCUGCUCAUUAAGGAGGGCACCGCCAAGUUUGCCGAUACCGCCGGCAGGAGUGAUCGACACCUGCAAAAGCUCUUUCAAAAACAGAAUACUCACGCGGGAAAUAUUAGUUACGGUACGAUACCGUAUCUAGGCACUUUCCUGACUGACUUAACAAUGAUCGACACGGCAAUACCGGACACGAUAGCCGAUGGUCUCAUCAACUUCGACAAGAGACGGAAGGAAUUCGAAGUGCUCGCCAGGAUACGGCUCUUGCAGGGCGCGGCAAACGCGUACAAUUUUAGCGCGGACUCCGUGUUUGACCGCUGGUUCCACUCAGUGCUCGUACUGGACGAUCGGGAAGCUUACAAGCUCAGCUGCCAGAUCGAGCCACCGCCAGCGAGCAACACUCUCAACAACCGCGGCAAGAAGAAGCAGGGUCAUCAAGGUCACCGUAAGAACGACUCGAUCGCUUCUACAUCCAGUUCCAGCAGUUCCCAGUUUUACUGCGACCUCGAUUCUCUCCCGAGUUCGCCGCACAAUUCCUUGGAUCGGCGCACCUCACCCUCGCAGUUGUCCAGCUCGUCCUCGAGCUCUUCCCUGCCAUCCCUGGACGUGUCGCUGAGUUCCGGCGGAGGUGGCAGUCAUCAGACUCGUCUGGCACCCCCGACUGGCGCCGUAGCAGCGAACGGCAGCACUCCGAACCUCGCGGGACUGUCCAGUCCCAGUCAUUCGCACAAAAGCUCGCCGGACUUCUACAUCAUCAAAGUUACCAUGGAAACGGACAAUGUGGAAACGCAGGGCGUAGUGCUGUACAAGUCGAUUAUGCUGUCGAACAACGAGCGCACGCCGCAAGUGAUUCGGAACGCGAUGCUGAAGCUCGGCCUCGAGGGCAGUCCCGAUCAGUACACCCUGGCGCAGGUGCUGCCCGAUCGGGAAAUGGUGCUGCCCACUUCGGCCAACGUUUACUACGCUGUAAAUACCGCGCACAAUCUGAACUUCAUACUGAGAUCGAGAAGGGAGUCCAGUGACGCGGCGUCGGACAGUCCCAGGAGCAAAGGCAGCGGUCACAAACGGUAGCUGCCUUCUGAGUAGCUGCCAAAAAACGACGCGACCGAGAAAGAGAUCCACGACGAUCUUUCUCUGCUCUCUCUCUUUCUCUGUCUCGGUAACGCGGGAAGGACAAUUUUGAACAAUAAUGCGGAUUCUGAACGCGAAAUCAUCGAGUGACAAUGAGUUUUUUUUUAGCGAGGAGAAUCGCUGAAUGUGACAGUGAGAACAAAAAAGUGAAAUGCAACAUCGAUUGGAGUAAUUGCGAUGGAAAAUUGUAAAUGCGAUAUAUUAAAACUUCAGAGAGAACUGAAUAUUAAGCUGUAAUAUUAUAUAAUGAACUAGAAUAUAUAUAUUAACAUAUCUACUGAUUUUAUAUAUAUAUAUAUAAUAUAUCGCAAUAUUAUAUAACAUUUAUACAAAUUAUCAUAUUAAAAUAUUACAGCUCAUUAUUCAGUUCGCCGUAUCGUAUCUCUCUCAUUGCAAAAUCUAAAACACUGAUAAUUAUUUAUUUACAUAAUCAUUAUAUAAAACUGCGAUGAUCAUCAGCUAUCGCGUCGCAAUCAGGCGUCGCAAUUGUUCCGAUUGAUUAAUUAAAUCGAGAGAGUAGCGAAUCUCGCUCCCGCGCACGUUAUUGUUUUUUUUUUUUUUAUUAAAACUACCAUGACAGUUUUCGCGGUUUUUUUCGCGCCGAAUGAAAAAUACGAUCGCCGAAAUGAUAUGAUUAAAAGCCAAGCGCGAUUUGUACGUACAAUUGAAAGCGCAGCACGCACGUAUGUACGCACGCACGAUUUCGUACCCGUAUUCAGAUAAAAAAAACUCCAACCGUAGUUAUGCAAUCGAGCCUAUUCUAGCAGCAUUAUUUUCUAGGAACACGUUAAGCGAAUGAGUCACACACGAGGUUCUUAUCGCUGUGAUAUAUUGUGAAACGCGACAAACAAACGCGAAUCCCGUAAUAAUUCUGCAAACCGGAACGUUCGAAUAUCCGUAACCGAAUAUCUGUUAUUUAUUUAUUUAACACAUCGUGAAUUAUCAAUCGUUAAAUGUGAUAAAGUUUUUGUGUAUACGAUUAUUUAUUUUGAUAACAUUGUAAUUCAGUGAUUAUUUGACAACAAAAAAAUUUAAUGAUUGCCAGACUUGCGCAACAAGGAAAUGAUGUACAAAUAUCGCAAAUGUGUUUUUUUUUAACCAAUUGUUUCGCGUGCGAUUAUAAAAACGUAGGCAUAUUUUUGCGGCGGAACUUCGCGUGUGCGUGUGUGUAUAUAUAUAGUAUAUAUAUAUAACAUGUGUGUGUUUCGUAAAAAAAAAACACAAACAUUGAAACGAGAUUAUAGAAAGAUUAAACGACACACAAGAGCGCGGGGCAACUUGUUACAUUUGUGAGAGACAAGUUAGUUGUGAUGUUUUGUAAAUAAAUUAUUAUAAUAUUGCGUGUAGUGACGCGCAUGACGGACUCGACCAAAAAAACGGGCUCUGCGUUGAAGCUCGACGAAAUGAUUGUCAAUUAUUCUCUAUCGCUAUUUUCUCUAGCGUCUUACUCUGAAGAGCGAGAUUCUAACGAAAUUAAACUAAGAGAACUGCCUCGUCGAUAUUCGUCCUUUUGUCCUCGUCGCGAAUUCGUUUGCGCAAAAGGCAAGGAAAUUUCUGUGAUAAAAGAAUCUCCACUUUCCGGAUUUUUGCGAUAAAAACAGAACAAAAAAAGAGAUAAAAGAUAAAAAAAAAAAAGAUAAAAGAAAAAGAAGAAUCAAAUCGACUGCGCGUGGCGGCCGAGCAAGCUCACAUUUUUUCUAAUAUACACAAUUGAAAAGAAAUAAGUUCGAGGAAGUUCGCGAGACAUUUCAUUCUUUAUCGAUCGACAACGAGAAAUAGAGAUAGAAAAUCCAACCGCACAAAUAAACGCAUUUAUUUAUUUAUUUAUUUAUUUUUUUAAUGUUCUAAAGAAGUUUCAUAAUAUUUGGAGAUAAAGAAGUUUUCAAAUAUCUGUGGAAACUUAAAAUAAAAAAAUAAACUAAAUGGAGAAGCGAGAAUGAUUUUGGGAACCGAAAAAUCUUUAAAAAAACUCCUGGAAUGUAAAUAUUUUACAAAUUGGAAUCAUAAAUUAUUUUAUAA